CUCCAACAGGCUCAGAGUUUGGUGGUGCCCUUUUGCAACACAUUCCCAAAAGGACUAGCGUUUUUUUUUUUGUGUGUGUGCGUGCUUUAUAACAAUCUUUUCCUGAGAGGAUUUACUUUUUUUUCUAACAGCAUGACAGAGAACAAGAAGAAAGAAAAGAAAGGGAAAAAGAGAGGAGGCAAUAAAGGACAAAAAGAGGGCAUUCCCACUACAGCAUCGGCUCCAAAGUUAAAACCCAUCAAGAUUCCAACAUUAGUGGAUGAGGGGAGCCCGCUGACAGUGAAGUGCGAGGCCACGGGGAACCCUGUCCCCACCUACAGGUGGUUCAAAGAUGGCAACGAGCUGAAGAAGAGCAGAAACAUUAAAAUAAAGAUUGCCAGGAAAUUCUCCAGAGUCCAAAUCAGCAAAGCAAAGCUGGAGGAUUCUGGGAAUUACACGUGUGUGGUGGAGAACCUGCUGGGGAGGGACAACUCCACUGGCACCGUCAACGUCCAAAGCAUAACCACAACGCUAUCUCCAGGCUCAGGCCACGCCAGAAAAUGCAAUGACACACAGAAGGCCUACUGUGUGAAUGGCGGCGACUGUUACUUCUACCACGGCGUAAAUCAUCUUUCCUGCAAAUGUCCGUCAGGAUUCUUCGGCAUGAGAUGCUCAGAGACUGAUCCACUGCGGUUGUCCGGGUUCAAUCCGUCUAAAAAAGCUGAGGAACUCUACCAGAAAAGAGUCCUGACAAUCACGGGUAUUUGUGUGGCUCUACUGGUGGUGGGCAUACUGUGUGUGGUCGCCUACUGCAAAACCAA
Messenger RNA from Nematolebias whitei (Rio pearlfish), 800 nucleotides. Its product is annotated as pro-neuregulin-2, membrane-bound isoform. Gene Ontology annotation, biological process: nervous system development; animal organ development; intracellular signal transduction. The record is from RefSeq and is a predicted model, not a curated record. Gene Ontology annotation, molecular function: signaling receptor binding. NCBI's taxonomy places the organism in Eukaryota, Metazoa, Chordata, Actinopteri, Cyprinodontiformes, Rivulidae.